AUGCCACCUCCACAUUCCACGCCUCUCCACGACACACCUCCUUCAUCGACUGCACAUAACGUCAAAAUAUAUCUCAUCCCUGACACCAAUAUUCUUCGACCCACAUACCCCGACGCCUUACCGACACUGCACGCCCACUGUCCCUGGGGCGGUCUUUAUGUUGUUUUAGAGGUCGUCGCCGCCUACAGCUUCGGCGCCUUACAAACGCCCCUAUACUUUUAUCCGCCCCAGCGCAAGGACCCAGCACCAGAAACGCGUUUGAACGUCCCAGCCUGCGCCGUGGUUACUCCGAAGUCGGUGCAUCCGACGUCCUCGCGUGAUGACCCCCCGCCCCCAUUCGUCGUGCCACCACACACCGGCAGUCAGCCUAUCCCUAUAGCCAGGGCCUUUCUCGCAGCUCUGCCACCCCCGCCUGGAGUGUGGACACGCUGA
Molecule: messenger RNA, 432 nt
Organism: Serpula lacrymans var. lacrymans S7.9
Lineage: Eukaryota; Fungi; Basidiomycota; Agaricomycetes; Boletales; Serpulaceae
Exons: 2
Coding region: 1-432 (143 amino acids)
Source: RefSeq, a predicted model, not a curated record